Messenger RNA from Neoarthrinium moseri, 1173 nucleotides. RefSeq lists its product as uncharacterized. Gene Ontology annotation, molecular function: SNAP receptor activity. NCBI's taxonomy places the organism in Eukaryota, Fungi, Ascomycota, Sordariomycetes, Amphisphaeriales, Apiosporaceae. Gene Ontology annotation, biological process: retrograde vesicle-mediated transport, Golgi to endoplasmic reticulum. Bases 1 to 1173 code for a protein of 390 amino acids. Gene Ontology annotation, cellular component: SNARE complex; endoplasmic reticulum. The record is from RefSeq and is a predicted model, not a curated record. The transcript is spliced from 2 exons.
AUGGAGCGCGCAGUCGAACGCCUUUCCGAGCUGCAGGACAAGCUCGCCUCCCUCCAGGACGCGGUCAAGCAGCUGAAGGAACACAUCAAUCGAUUGGCCAACUUCGACUUCCAGCCCGGCGAUCUAGACCCCACGGCCAGCGAUGAGCUCAGCACCGAGAUCAUACAGCUGAUACAGGAGCAGGAGGAGGACCUUGAGCUUCUUCAGGAGGAGGUCGUCGACGUCCGACCCUUCAAGGCCCUCAAGCAUGACAAGGACCGGCUCCAGGAUGGGGCAGAGCGCCUGAAGGAGGAGCUUAACAGCUGUCGGCCGCUGCUGCGCAAAGCCCAGGUAUCAGCCAAAGAUAAUCUGAAGCAGGCGCAGAAGAAAGAACGAGAGCUACUAUGGGCCUCCUUCUCGCAGCCAAAAUCCUCCAGGGAAUCGGGCGCAUCCUCGCCGCACCCGACGGUGGAAAGGCCGAGGAGGAAAGCCCGGUCCGAGAUGACCAAAGAUGAGCAGGCCGUGGCAUCCAGCGGCGACGUAACACAGGCUCUCCGCCGAACGCACGACAUGAUGGCCGCCGAGCUGUCGCGGAGCGAAUUCGCCCGAAAGACGCUUCAGGAGAGCACCGCGGCGCUCGCGCAGCUCGGCGAGUCGUAUUCGUCCCUGGACACCAUGCUCUCCAGUAGUCGCGACCUCCUGGCCACCCUCAUGACCAGCCAGAAGAGCGACACCUGGUAUCUCGAGACGUCCUUCUACAUGCUCGCCAUCACGAACUGUUGGCUCGUCUUCCGUCGAUUCCUGUAUGGGCCGCUCUGGUGGCUUGUAUGGCUGCCCCUGAGGCUCAUCUUCCGGGGCGCGGUCACCGUCACGAGCAUCGGACAACACGGUGGCCACGAGGGGUUAGUAGUGGACACGUCGGCCGGCAAGCCGGCAGAACCGCAAAUGAAUAACGAGGACGUGCCCACGAUCCAGGUGGGGCAACCCCAGGAGACAGCAGACCCAGCAACGGCGGACGCUGGUGAUGAGACCCUAACAGAGGAGUUGGGUAGGAUGAUUGAUGAGGCAAGAGAAGGCACAGUUGAGUUUGAGGAGUCACAGCAAGACCCUGAGCAGAAUGUGUACAAGGAGUUUCUGGAUCGAGAAGAAGAGAUCUCUCGUCAAGAGAGGGAAAGAGUAAGAGUCGAGCUCUAA